Molecule: messenger RNA, 2402 nt
Organism: Lotus japonicus
Lineage: Eukaryota; Viridiplantae; Streptophyta; Magnoliopsida; Fabales; Fabaceae
Product: lysM domain receptor-like kinase 3
Exons: 13
Coding region: 181-2049 (622 amino acids)
Biological process (GO): protein phosphorylation; innate immune response
Molecular function (GO): transmembrane receptor protein kinase activity; ATP binding
Source: RefSeq, a predicted model, not a curated record
UAAAACAAUUGCAGACUCGUUCAAACAACAGACAACAUGUACCAUUAAAUUCCACCCCAAAUUCUCAAAGCAAAUUCUGAAUUCUCCAACUAGUUUCCAUUCUCCUAGUCAACUCAACUCAAAACCCAGAUGAGAAUGAGAUAAUUCCAACUUUAACAAACACACACAAUUCAUCAUUCAAUGGAACACCCCAGAUUAGGGUUCCCCAUUACUCUUCUCUUAUUCUCCUUCAUCUUGUUACCUUCCACUUCACAAUCCAAAUGCACACAUGGCUGUGCUCUAGCUCAAGCCUCCUACUACCUAUUGAAUGGCUCCAAUCUCACAUAUAUUUCAGAAAUUAUGCAAUCCUCACUUCUUACCAAGCCUGAGGACAUAGUCUCCUACAACCAAGACACCAUAGCUAGCAAAGACAGCGUCCAAGCUGGCCAGAGGAUCAACGUUCCGUUCCCCUGCGACUGCAUCGAAGGCGAGUUCUUAGGCCACACAUUUCAGUAUGAUGUUCAGAAAGGGGACAGGUAUGACACCAUUGCCGGGACUAACUACGCGAAUUUGACCACAGUUGAAUGGUUGAGGAGGUUCAAUAGCUACCCGCCGGAUAAUAUUCCCGAUACCGGAACUUUGAAUGUUACGGUUAAUUGUUCUUGUGGGGAUAGUGGUGUGGGUGAUUAUGGGUUGUUUGUUACGUAUCCGCUUAGGCCUGGGGAGACUUUGGGGUCUGUGGCGAGUAAUGUGAAAUUGGACUCCGCGUUGCUGCAGAAGUACAAUCCCAAUGUGAAUUUCAACCAAGGAAGCGGCAUUGUUUAUAUUCCGGCCAAAGAUCAAAAUGGUAGCUAUGUGCUUCUGGGGUCCAGUUCAGGAGGUCUUGCUGGUGGGGCUAUUGCUGGAAUAGCUGCUGGAGUAGCGGUUUGUCUUCUGUUAUUGGCAGGUUUUAUAUAUGUUGGAUAUUUCCGGAAGAAGAGGAUACAGAAGGAGGAACUUCUUUCACAAGAGACCCGUGCAAUUUUUCCUCAAGACGGGAAGGAUGAAAAUCCCCGUAGUACUGUGAAUGAAACACCGGGGCCCGGUGGCCCUGCGGCCAUGGCAGGCAUAACAGUGGACAAAUCAGUGGAGUUCUCGUAUGAUGAACUAGCAACUGCUACAGAUAACUUUAGUUUGGCUAAUAAAAUUGGUCAAGGUGGUUUUGGCUCUGUCUAUUAUGCGGAGCUGAGGGGAGAGAGAGCUGCCAUCAAGAAGAUGGAUAUGCAAGCGUCAAAAGAAUUUCUCGCUGAAUUGAAAGUCCUUACACGUGUUCAUCAUCUUAACCUGGUGCGGUUGAUCGGAUAUAGUAUCGAGGGCUCCCUUUUCCUUGUCUAUGAAUUCAUCGAGAAUGGAAACUUGAGUCAACAUUUGCGUGGUUCAGGUAGAGAUCCACUGCCAUGGGCUACAAGGGUGCAGAUUGCUUUGGAUUCUGCAAGAGGUCUUGAAUAUAUUCAUGAGCAUACAGUGCCUGUAUAUAUUCAUCGUGACAUAAAGUCAGCAAAUAUAUUAAUAGACAAAAACUACCGGGGGAAGGUUGCUGAUUUUGGAUUGACCAAACUCACAGAAGUUGGAAGUUCCUCGCUUCCCACUGGUCGUCUUGUUGGGACAUUUGGAUACAUGCCACCGGAGUAUGCUCAAUAUGGAGAUGUCUCUCCCAAAGUAGAUGUGUAUGCUUUUGGAGUUGUUCUUUAUGAACUUAUUUCGGCUAAGGACGCAAUCGUCAAGACAAGCGAAUCUAUUACUGACUCAAAAGGCCUAGUAGCUUUGUUUGAAGGAGUUCUUAGUCAGCCGGAUCCUACAGAAGAUCUUCGCAAACUAGUGGAUCAAAGGCUUGGCGAUAACUACCCUGUUGAUUCAGUUCGCAAGAUGGCCCAACUAGCCAAAGCGUGCACACAGGACAAUCCACAACUGCGUCCAAGUAUGAGAUCCAUUGUGGUUGCCCUUAUGACACUUUCUUCAACCACUGACGACUGGGAUGUUGGCUCCUUCUACGAAAAUCAAAAUCUUGUGAAUCUUAUGUCUGGAAGAUAGGAUGGUGACAGUAAAGCAAAUAUUUGGCAUUUUCAAUCAUGUUUUUGGGUCAAAUUCUCACACACUGAGUAAACAGUGUUUGUAAAAUGAAUGUAGCAAGGGAAUAUUGACACAUAUUUCUGGUCCAGAUUCAGUACAAAGGGUGGAGGGAUUAACAAUUUUAUCAUAGUUGACAAUCAUUAUACACGAUUUGUUUUUUUUUUUUUUUUUGAUACAUGAGAGAUGUGAAUGUUUCUGCUCAGGUACAUAUAGUCAUGUUUGUAAAAUGAACUCUAUUUGAGGCCUCUUGUGCAUAUUUGUUAUUGUUCCAUAUGUUGUAUCAUUGAUAAUGAAGAAUUGCUACUUACAUAAUA